GUCAUGUAUAUAUCGUAUAUAUUACAAUUAACUCUUCUAGAAGCAAUGACUAGUAUUUCUGUUUCACAGAAUCCAGGAAUAUGUUCAAAUGUGUCUGAUGGAGAACCUUUAGAGUGCUGUCCGAAUUAUCGACUAGUCGGAAGCUCUUGCCAAGAAUGUUUCGCCGGAUCUCGAGGGGUAAACUGUGCAGAAGAUUGUGCUCAUGGGUUUUAUGGAAGACUCUGCAGAGAGAGGUGUUCCUGUGAUCCAUGUAAUAAAGUCUACGGAUGUCAAAAUGCGUCAAUUGGGAUCAAGUACAGUACAACAGCAGAACAAGAUCCUACGAGGUAUCACUGGCUUUCAAUGUUAGCACUGUCAUCGGGUGGUUUUGCAAUUUGUUUCAUUUUAUGUCUUACCAUUGUUUGUAUAUUCAGAUGGAACAUGACCACAAGGACAUUUAUUCUUCCCAAACACGGUACUCCACAUGAUAAUCUCCCUGAUAUUUGUCGAUAUAAUCCAUUGCAGAGGUUAAGUAAAGUUGAAGCAUCUGAUGCAAAUAGUAGAGAAAAAGUUUAUCAAAUUAACAGUUGUCAAACUGUGGGCCCUUUUGUCAUGACAAAAGCAAAUAAAACAGAUUUUCAAGAUGUCUAUGGUCAUAUUGAUCCAAUGGAAGGAUGUUACAAUAUCCUUAAACUCAAAGUUUUGGAGGAAAAAGAUGUUGCUUAUGUUUCAAAAUCUUGCGUAUCUCUUCAAAAUGAAAAUUACUACAUGAAAGCAGAAAACACAAUAUAUACAACAACAUCAAAGAUAUGAAGCAACAUUGAUGCCGAUGAACUUAUGUCCAAAAAUUUGAUAAAGGAGAAAAAUGAAACACCUGAAAGAUUUCUUUCAAAUUUUUAAUCGUUCAAAAGAGAGACACAGUAACAAAAGGACAAUAUUAAGGUACAGCUUUAUUUAAUCAACAAAGCUGAUACAGUAUGUGCUUGACGAAUGCUAGUAAUAUUGACAGAUGCGUUGCAGUGUAUAAUUUUAGAAGGAACUUGUUGCAAGUUUGUUCACUUUUAUUAUUUCAAACGCAUUUGAA
Messenger RNA from Magallana angulata, 1063 nucleotides. RefSeq lists its product as uncharacterized. NCBI's taxonomy places the organism in Eukaryota, Metazoa, Mollusca, Bivalvia, Ostreida, Ostreidae. The record is from RefSeq and is a predicted model, not a curated record. The transcript has 6 exons. The coding region runs from base 4 to 792 and encodes 262 amino acids.